Messenger RNA from Melanotaenia boesemani (Boeseman's rainbowfish), 3558 nucleotides. It is a transcript of the gene arhgef7b, whose product is annotated as Rho guanine nucleotide exchange factor (GEF) 7b. The transcript is spliced from 22 exons. Bases 265 to 2829 code for a protein of 854 amino acids. Lineage: Eukaryota; Metazoa; Chordata; Actinopteri; Atheriniformes; Melanotaeniidae. The record is from RefSeq and is a predicted model, not a curated record. Gene Ontology annotation, molecular function: guanyl-nucleotide exchange factor activity; protein binding.
CCCAAGGUGAUGUCGACAUCCUCUGGCUGAGGGAGGGCAAAACUGGACAAUGCGGUGCUGUUAGAGGAAGGAACAGCCUCGUUUCUCCUGUUCCGCCUCUUUUCUUCUGUGUAGGGAAACAGGCUGGGCAUCGAGCCAGUUUGAUUGUAAUGUUUGUAUGAGGAAUGUUUGCAGAGCGACUUGCUUCAAUUUGGAUGAACCUCAAGUAGGACAGGGCUGAGGAGCGAGAGCUGCUGCUGCUUUAUGACAUUUUGAAAUCCAAACAUGAAUUCAGCCGAGCAGACGGUAACGUGGCUUAUUACGCUGGGGGUCUUGGAGUCUCCCAAGAAAAGCAUCUCGGAUCCAGAGGCUUUCCUCCAGGCGUCUCUGCGGGAUGGAGCGGUGCUGUGCAAGCUGCUGGAGCGACUCAGACCCGGGACGGUGGACAAAUUUUUCCAGGAACCGAGGAGCGACCACGAGUGUCAGAGGAACAUUACGGAGUUUAUUAAAGGUUGUGGGGCUUUCGUUGUGGAGCCUUUCGAGGUCAAUGACUUGCUGCAGGGACUGAACUUCUCCAAAGUACUGAACUCCUUGGUUGCUCUUAACAAAGCUACAGAAGAUUUAGGGGUUUCUGGAGACACAGUGUGUGUGCCGCACUCCUCAACUCUGAGGAUCAAGUCAUUCGACUCUCUGAACACUCAGAGUCGCUCCUCAAAACUGCUGCAGCCUCAGUACCGCAGCCUGGAUAUGUCGGAGGGCAGUGGGUGUGGCCAGCUGCUGGUCAAAGCGCGCUUUCCCUUCCAGCAGACCAAUGAGGAUGAGCUCUCCUUUUUUAAGGGUGACAUCAUCAGCGUUAGCAGGCAGGAGGAGGGGGGCUGGUGGGAAGGCUCGCUGAACGGCAAGACUGGAUGGUUCCCCAGUAACUAUGUACGGGAGCUUAAAGGAAGCGACAAAACAGGGGACAAGCCAAAGUCUGGGACAUUGAAAAGUCCACCAAAAGGCUUUGACACUACCAUCAUCAGUAAGACGUACUACAAUGUGGUCCUGCAGAACAUCCUGGAAGCAGAGAGCGAAUAUUCGAGGGAGCUUCAGAGUCUAUUGGGUUCAUACCUUCGUUCACUUCACCCCACAGACAGACUCAACAGCAUUGAUAUCAGCCAUAUUCAGGGAAAUCUGGAGGAGAUCUCAAUCUUUCAACAGAUGUUGGUUCAGUCUUUGGAUGACCAGACCAAACUCCCUGAGAACCAGCAGAGGAUUGGAGGUUUUUUUUUAAACUUGAUGCCCCAGAUGAAGAUCAUCUAUGUGGCGUACUGCUCCAAUCAUCCAUCUGCUGUUAAUGUACUCACACAACACAGUGAGGAGUUGGGGGAGUACAUGGCGUCAAAAGGGGCAUCGAGUCCAGGGAUCUUGGCACUGACCACUAGUUUGAGUAAACCCUUCACCAGACUGGAGAGAUACCCUGCACUGCUGAAAGAACUGGACAGACAUAUGGAAGAGCAACACCCUGACAGAGCUGACCUCCAUGCUGUAAUGGCAGCCUUUAAAGACCUUGCAGCUCAGUGUCAGGAGGUGAGGAAGAAGAAAGACCUGGAGCUGCAGAUUUUAACAGAACCAAUCAGAAACUGGGAGGGAGAUGACAUCAAAACUCUUGGCCCAGUUCUCCACAUGUCCCAGGUCACAGUUCACACACAGAAUUGCCAGGAGUCAAAUGAACGCCACCUAGUCCUCUUCCCUCACACUCUGCUCCUGCUGUCUGCCAGUCUGAGAAUGAGUGGAUUCAUCUACCAGGGGAGGAUGCCAUUAACAGGAAUGCUCAUCUCUAGAAUUGAAGAUGGAGAAAACUUGCGGAACGCUUUUGAGAUAUCUGGAAGCCAUUGUGAACGGAUACAGGUAGCUUGUAACACUCAGCGCGAUCUACAAGACUGGCUAGACCUUCUCACCAAACACACACACACCACACCGCUUGCUCACACACACUUGCACAAGCCUCAGUCCGUCUGCCACACACUGCCCUCCCACCCCAUCACUCCAUCCAGACACUCAGAAUCUCGUGGGGGGAGCAGUGGAAACACUUACCACACCCUGCCUCAUGCCUCUUCUUAUGGGAUUGGCCACAGUAGCAGUCCUAUGUGGGGGCCCCUGGAGCCACCAAGCACCCCCAAACCCUGGAGCCAGAGCUGCCUUCGCCCUGCUCCUCCUCUCCGACCCGCUGCUGCUCUCUGCUUCAAAGAGGACAUGAAUAAAAGUCCUAAGAACAUGAAGAAGCUGCUCCCGAAGAGGAAGCCUGAGAGGAAGCCUUCAGAGGAAGACUUCACUGUCAGAAAGAGUACAGCAGCUUUGGAGGAGGACGCUCAGAUACUGAAAGUGAUUGAGGCAUAUUGUACCAGUGCCAAGACACGACAGACUCUCAACUCAACCUGGCAAGGAACUGACCUCAUGCACAACCACGUGCUGGCUGACACCGGGCUUACUGUGGCAGGUAUCCCUGGCAACCUGCCAUGUUCUGACCAGUCAGAAGACUCGGAUUAUGACAGUAUCUGGAGUUCCCAUAGUCACAGAACUGCCUCGUUUUCUCGCUCCAGCAGGAAGGAUGUUCAAAUGUUGUUCCCAGAAGAGGAAAAGAUUAUUGUUGAGGAAACUCGGAGCAAUGGGCAGACUGUAGUGGAGGAACGAAGUCUGGUGGACACUGUAUACAGUCUCAAAGAUGAAGUCCAGGAGCUCAAACAGGACAACAAGAGGAUAAAGAGGACCCUGGAGGAAGAACAGCGAGCGAGAAAAGAGCUGGAGAGGAUCGUCAGGAGAGUUCUGAAGAACAUGAACGACCCAACCUGGGAUGAGACUAACCUCUGAAAUCAAGAUAUAUCCAAACCAGGGACCAGUUCGGACUUUUAAAUGACCAAAAACAUUCAAGCCACGUGGACGGACGAUGCAAGUAGUUCAUGCUGCUUUUCGACAUCCAUCCAUUUAUUUUAGUUUAACUCUGACCGUGACCCAUGUGCCAAACUGUGGACCAAGAGGUAAUGCCUGCCAGCCAUCGGUGAAUCCAUCCCAAUAGACAAAAACGCUGUGAAGCCAUGAAGCUGGUAAGCAUGAAGACAUCAUUAUCUGCCAUAGCGUUUUCUUUUCUCUCCAAAUUAGCUACAUUUAGAACAAUCACUACUUCCUUGUUUAAUAAUGCUUUUGUUACUUAUUCCACUUUUUGUAUGAAAUCAGCUAUUGUAAGGACAGUGUUUUCUUUACUGUUCUGGUGCAUGAAUACAUGACUUAUACAUUUUCCAGGAAACACUCGAGCAGUAUAUAAUUUAAAUAUCAUUUAAAUAGAAAAAUGCAGAUGCUUUAUUUCAUUAAAAACUAUUUUAAUGCAGUUUCAAAUAGUAAAUCAUAGCGGCCCCACCUAAAAUAAGUCACAAGCUAAUUAUAAAGUUGGUUGUACUGCUUCUUUAAAUGAAACCUAAAUUAACAGCACUUAUAUUCAGCCUCGUGAGAUUCAGUCUAAUGAAAAAUUAAUAAAAUCUUAUUAUUAUCUUUUGAAAACUAAUGCAGCUGUGAUGGAAAUUUGCUCAGGAUUUACUAAAGAAU